This is a messenger RNA of Photinus pyralis (common eastern firefly), 1526 nucleotides long. RefSeq names its product tubulin alpha chain-like. Gene Ontology annotation, biological process: mitotic cell cycle; microtubule cytoskeleton organization. The record is from RefSeq and is a predicted model, not a curated record. Gene Ontology annotation, molecular function: structural constituent of cytoskeleton; GTP binding. Gene Ontology annotation, cellular component: cytoplasm; microtubule. Lineage: Eukaryota; Metazoa; Arthropoda; Insecta; Coleoptera; Lampyridae. The coding region runs from base 127 to 1476 and encodes 449 amino acids. The transcript is spliced from 2 exons.
CAGAAAGCCGAUAACAUAACAAAUUUAUUUACUGUCAAACAGGUCAGUUUCGUAAGGGGUUCACUACGGGUUAAAUUUCUGUAGCUAUUUGUGGAUGUUUGUAAAUUAUUCUACGUGAUCGGCAAAAUGCGUGAGGUAUUAUCAGUUCAUAUUGGCCAGUCAGGUGUACAAAUAGGAAAUGCUUGUUGGGAGCUGUACUGCUUGGAGCACGGUAUUGGACCUAACGGUGAGCUGUGUCGUUCGGAAAACGGCUGCGUUGGAGAUGACGAUAGUUUCAACACAUUCUUCAGUGAGAGCGAUACAGGAAAACGAGUGCCAAGGGGAGUUUUCGCAGAUUUAGAACCCACUGUAAUUGACGAGGUACGUACCGGUACCUACAGGCAGCUGUUUCAUCCGGACCAAUUAAUCUCCGGAAAAGAAGACGCGGCAAACAACUAUGCCCGUGGACACUACACCGUUGGUAGGGACAUCGUGGAUAAAGUUUUAGACCGAAUUCGAAAACUAGUGGAUCAAUGCAACGGUCUGCAAGGUUUCCUAAUAUUUCAUUCGUUCGGUGGAGGAACCGGAUCCGGUUUUACUUCUUUGCUCAUGGAAAGACUGUCCGAUGAAUACGGCAAGCGCUCAAAAUUAGAGCUCGCAAUUUACCCAGCCCCACAGAUAUCCACCGCAGUGGUCGAACCGUAUAAUUCGGUUUUGACAACACACUCGACUUUGGAACAUUCUGAUUGCGCAUUUAUGAUUGAUAACGAGGCCGUCUACGAUAUUUGCCGAAAAAAUUUGGACAUCGAUAGACCCACCUACACAAAUCUGAACAGGAUAAUAAGCCAGGUCGUCUCUUCAAUUACGGCGUCUCUCAGGUUCGAAGGAGCCUUAAAUGUAGAUUUGACUGAAUUUCAGACGAAUCUCGUACCGUAUCCGCGAAUUCAUUUCCCGUUGGUUACGUAUGCGCCAGUUACUACCGCGGAGAAGGCGUACCACGAGCAAUUGACUGUAAAGCAAAUUACUUACGCGUGCUUUGAGCCGUGCAACCAAAUGGUCAAGUGCGAUCCUCGACACGGUAGAUACAUGGCUUGCUGUAUGCUGUAUCGUGGGGACGUUGUACCUAAAGAUGUUAAUGCAGCUAUAAGCAUUAUUAAAGGUAAACGUGCCAUACAAUUUGUCGAAUGGUGUCCUACAGGUUUUAAAGUCGGCAUCAACUAUCAACCCCCUACUGUUGUACCAGGGGGAGAUUUGGCCAAGGUACAGCGCGCCCUGUGCAUGAUAGCAAAUACUACUGCGAUAUCAGAGGCUUGGUCACGGCUUGACUACAAAUUCGACGUGAUGUUCUCAAAAAGGGCCUUUGUACAUUGGUACAUGAAUGAAGGUAUGGAGGAGGGCGAGUUUAACGAAGCACGAGAAGACGUAGCGGGCUUGGAACACGAUUAUGAUGAAGUUGGUAUGAGUGGGGACCUACAUAAUGUUGGAGAGGAGCAUUGAAUGUAAAUUAAUUUUAAAUUGUACCAAGUACAAACGUAAUUAAACCUAAA